Molecule: messenger RNA, 10726 nt
Organism: Stegodyphus dumicola
Lineage: Eukaryota; Metazoa; Arthropoda; Arachnida; Araneae; Eresidae
Cellular component (GO): nucleus
Molecular function (GO): ATP binding; ATP hydrolysis activity
Source: RefSeq, a predicted model, not a curated record
GCGAAGAGUUGUUUUGACUGGUUAUCCUCUUCAAAAUAAUUUGCUUGAAUACUGGUGUAUGGUUGACUUUGUUCGCCCUAAUUACCUUGGUUCUCGGGCAGAGUUUUGCAAUAUGUUUGAACGCCCUAUUUCUAAUGGACAGUGUAUUGAUAGCACACCUCGAGACAGACAGCUUAUGAGAUUUCGUUCACAUGUUCUUCAUAGUUUGCUUGUUGGCUUUGUACAGAGAAGAGGUCACUCAGUUUUAAGAGCUGUUCUUCCUAAAAAAGAAGAGCAUGUGUUGUUAAUAAGGAUGACUCCAAUUCAAAGACAACUCUACAAGUGUUUUGUAAAAGACCUGUUAUAUGUCCAGCAAGCUACUAAUCCGUUAAAAUUGUUUGCUGUCUGUUGUAAAAUAUGGAACCACCCUGAUAUUUUAUACAAGCUGCUUCAAGAGAAGAAAGCUCAAGAGGAUAUUGACUUGGAUAUUGAUAUUACUAUGGCUGCUAAUUCUGCUAUAUCCGGUGCAAACUGUGGGUUAAGGAAAAGAGUUCUUAAUCCAAGUAAGAAACUGGUGCAAAGACCACUGAAAGCUCUUCCUAGAAAUCUUAAACCUCAACCUAUUUUAAGUUCACCAGCUGAUAACAUUAAAUCUGAAACAAUGAAUUAUGAGCAAGGAAAUGUUCAAGCUAACGAGGAUAUGAAGUUCAAUUCACAGGAGAGUUGCAAGGAAGAUUAUGUUAACUCUAACCAAGCUAAUAUGUGUGUUACUCAGAAUGAAUAUUCUCAACAAACUUCUCAGCAAUCUUUUCAAUUACCAUAUUCAAAAAGUUCUACGAGUCAAUCAUUCUGUGCACCAAACUAUCAGACGUCGUCAAAUCAGCAGUAUUCUGGUAAUUCACAAAAUGCUGUACAGUAUGUGCAGCAGCAAAAUACAAGGCACACAACCCAGCAGCAUUUUCAGUCUCAGUCAGUACCUCAGCAACAGUAUUCUCAAACUUCACUUUUGCAAGCACAGUAUGGACAGCAGUCACAAAACCAAUAUCCACAAGGAAAUUCUCAGAACUAUUCUCAAGUAACUUCUCAAAUUCAUAACCAGUUUGGGGUACAGUCAGGUGUUCAACAAGAAUCUAUCAACCAUCCGCACUCACCUCAGUCAACUUAUCAUGGAAAGACUACCCAAUCUUUCUCAUCUCAACCAAAUACUUCUCAAUUUUCUCAACAGAAUGAUAUCCAAAAGCAGUAUCAAAAUUCAUCCCAGCAGCAGUUCUCAAAUCAAUCUACCAAUAAUCAAGAUAUUCUAUUUCCACAAUCACCUUCACAGAAUUCAAGUCCAAAGUUUUCUGUGCAGUCAUCUCAAUAUUCUCAGUCAUCUGUUCCUCAGCAAACCUACAAUUCACAGUCUUCUCAAUCGUAUUCUUCACAGCAGUCAUACUCCUCAACAUCUAAACAGCAUCAGUUCUCUGAGCAAUCAUCAUCUCAGUUUUCUCAAGCAUCUAGUUCUAGACCAAAUGCACACCCACCUGCACAGCAGUCAUAUUCUGUUACUAAUCAACAACCACAGAUUGCUGAUCAAUCAUCUGUUCACCAUUUUUCUUCACAAUCUCCAUUCCAGCAGUCACCCCCACAUUCUCAGUUUUCUCAAUCUCUUACUUCACAGCAGUUUUCACAGCCUUCUCCGCCUUUAGCUUCACAGCAAUUUUCACAGCAAGGUCCCUCAUAUUCCCAGCUUUCACCAUCACAGAAAUCAUCACCUACGGCCUCAUUGUAUUCACAACAGUUCCAACAACAGUCUCCUGAAUAUUCUCAGCAGUCACAGUCUCAGUUUCAACAUAAUUUGCAAUCUUUUUCUCAACAAACAUCUCAGUCUCCGUACUCUCAAACUCAUCAGUCUUUUACUGAAACAGCACAGCCAUAUCCUCAGCAGUCUUCACCUCAAAAGCAAUUUUCUCAGCAAUCUUUUCCUCAGUCAUAUAUGCUAUCUGGGCAGCAGUACACCCAGCCAUCAUCACCUCAGCAGUUUUCGCAACAGAGUUUUUCUAAUUCUCAGCCGCAAUUUACUCAUCAAUCUCUGCAAGCGCCAAAAUUCUCUAAUAAACAAGGACAGCAAGGUUCUGUAGGGCAUAUGCAGUUUUCUCAACAGUCACCUCAACCAGGUGGUCAGAAGCAAGUCUGUCACUCUCCAACACAUGUGGAAAAUAAACAACAAAAUUUCAACCAACAACAGACAUUUUCUUCUCAGCCUUCUCCUGAAUCUCAGUAUUCUCAGUCUUUUCCUCAACAAAUCACUUCUCCACAUCAAUAUUCCCAGCAGGUUUCUAAUACAUCCCUGUUCACUCAACAAACAAACAAAUCAGCUCAGCCAUAUAGUCAGCAUUCAUCCCAACAGUUCUCCCAGCAAUCCACUCAAUCUGCUCAGCAGUAUAAUCAUAAAGCUGCAUCAUCUCAGCAGUAUAACCAACAAAUAAAUCAAUCUUCUCAGUUCUCACAGCAGGGUACAUCACAAUUUACUCAGCCAGUAUCUGCACAACAGUAUUCUCCACAGUCUUCAAAAUCCCAGCAGUUCAAUCAAUCUUCUCAAAACCAGCUUUUCCCUCAGCCCUCUUCAAAAACUCAGUUUUCUCAGCAAACUUCUCAAGUUCAAAAGUCAUUUUCACAGCAGUUGUCACAAGCUUCCUCUUCAUGUUCACAGAAUAGUCCGAAUGUUUCUCAGUUUCCUCAGCAAGUUUUAUCAGCAUUUACACAACAGCCAUCUCAGUUAUCUCAGCAAUAUUCUGUGCAAGUACCUCAGUCAUCUCAGUAUUCACAGCAGCCUGCUCACUCACCCCAGCAGUUUUCUCAAGCUACACCUCAGUCUCCUCAACAGUACAUCCAACAAUCUGCUCAGUCCCCACAGCAGUAUUCUCAGGCAGCUGCAUCAUCACAACAGUAUAAUCAGCAGUCAUCUCAAUCUACACAAUCAUAUGUGCAACAGGUGCAAACACCACAUUAUGGAUCACAGACUGCACAUUCUCCUCAACAAUUUCCUCAACAAACUCCUCAACCAUCUCAAGAUUUUAGUCAACAGCCAAAUCAGUCCUCUCAAUUUAGCCAACAACCAAACCAGCCUUCACAGCAGUUUAACCAACAGUCAAGCCAGUCUUCACAGCAGUUUAACCAGCAGUCAAGCCAGUCUUCACAGCAGUUUAACCAGCAGUCAAGCCAGUCAUCACAGCAGUUUAACCAGCAGCCAAACCAAUCAUCACAGCAAUUUAACCAACAGUCAAACCAGUCUUCACAACAGUUCAACCAACAGGCAAAUCAGUCUCCUCAGUUUAAUCAACAAGCAAACCAGCCAUCACAGUCCUUUAAUCAACAGGCUUCACAGUUCAGUCAAUCUGCAACUCAGUCUUCCCAAUUUAAUCAGCAAACAAGCUCAUCUCCUCCACAAUUUAAUAAACAAGCUGAGAUGUAUAAUCAUCAGCCAGUUCAGUCAUCCCAGUCAUACAAGCAACAAAUUCAACCUUCUCAACAGUUUAAUGGAACUUCUGGUCAAUCAUCUCAACAAUAUAAUCAAAACAACUUAACUUCUCAGCAAUAUAAUCAGCAAUCUACCCAAUCUUCACAAACAUAUACUCAGAAACCACUUCAAUCAUCUCAGCAGUAUUCUCAAAGGUCUACACAGUCUCCUCACCAGUAUUCUCAACAACAGUGUGCAACAACUCAGCAGUAUUCCCAGCAAACUUCCCAGUCAUCUCAGCAGUUUCCUCAACAAACUGUUCCAUCUCCACAACAGUUCACACAGACAGUGCAAUCUCCUCAACAGUUCUCUCAACAGACUGCACCAAGUCCACAACAGUUUCCUCAACAGUCAUCGCAUUCUCCCCAGCAGUUUACUCAGCCUGCACAGUCUCCUCAGCAAUUUACCCAGCAACCUGCACAAUCUCCUCAGCAAUUCAUGCAGCAACCAGUGCCAUCUCCACAACAAUUUUCUCAACAAGAACAGUUCCCUCAGCAAACAACUCCUCCUCAGCAGUUCUCUCAACCAGCAACUCCUUCUCCUUCUCAGCAGUUUCCACAACAGCCAGCACCAUCUCCUCAGCAGUUUUCUCAACCUGCACCAUCUCCCCAACAGUUCUCUCAGCAACCAGCACCAUCUCCUCAACAGUUCUCUCAACAACCAGCUCCAUCUCCUCAGCAGUUCUCUCAACAACCAGCACCUUCUCCUCAGCAAUUCUCUCAGCAACCGACACCUUCUCCUCAACAAUUUUCUCAGAAUGUGUGUUCACCUCAGCAGUAUUCCCAAUCCCAGCAAAACUCUCAAUCUCAGCAGUAUUCGCAGUCACAGCAAAAUUCUCAGUCGCAACAGUAUCCACAAGUGACACCACAGCAGUUUACCCAGCAACCUCAGACCUCAUCAUCUCAAUCUUAUUCUCAGUUAACAAGUCAACAGCAAUUCAAGCAACAGUCAUUACGAUCUGGGCAGUCUCCGCAGUAUACAACUCAACAACAAUGUUUGUCGAGUGUACAAUCACAGCAGUUUUCAAGUUCCUUCUCACAAACUUCAAACCAAACAACAGUAAAAGGAGCAUUUCAACCAGACUUUCAAAAUCAGAUGCAGCCUGGUGUUUCAGUGUCAACUUCCCAGGGACUAACAAUUCAACCUGUAAAUCAACUUCAAAACAAGCAAAUUUCAAGAGGAGGGAAAACAAAGCAACUGCGAUCAAAAUCACUUUGUCAACCCUUACUACCUCAGACAAAUGCUCAGCAUCCUGUGAAACAACCACCAUCAUUUUCUGUUCAAGCUUUUCAGAAUGGUAGCCCGGUAUCUAAUAAUUCCUCUCUACAUCCCCUUGGCCAACAGACCGUUAAACACUUGCAAGCUAGUGGGAAUUCAUCAUUUCAGCCUCUUAAUGCAUCUAUUGCUAAUCAAGAAAAUUUUACUCUUCAGCAUAUUAAGCAAGAUUCAACUGAAAUAUAUCCUGCGAAGUGCCCCAAAGCUGUGUUACAACCUGUAAAACCACAAAUGUUGAGUCCAGACUCUGUUGCCAUUCAACCAACACAACAACUGCAGCAAAAUCAAAUGAAAUCUGAAGCAUGCCAGUUGGAAAGUGAAGGUCUUAAUAAUUCUAAUGCAGCUGAAAAUGCAGUUUUGCCCUUUCGUGAUAGAAUGGAUUCUUCUAUUAGUUAUGAGUGGGAUAAUGCUAGACUCCAUGCAGCUUGUGUAUCUCUGGACUGUCCUGGUGCUAUUUAUACUCUUCUUUGGUCACCAGACCUUUCUCUAUUUGAACAUGCGUGGGAUGUGGCUGUCCCUAUAAUGAAGGACUAUGUACUUGGUGUCCUGGAGAACAGCCAUAAAAUGAUGGUUCUUUUUGUAAUAAUUGCUGAAACUCUGCAUAUGGGUGAUAAAUUAUUAGUAUUCAGUCAAUCGUUGUCAACCCUUGAUCUUCUUGAACAUUUUUUAAGUAAAAUACAAGUUCCCAGAAGACCAGACCAAUCAGAACCUGUAGUUAAUGAAACUUGGUGUCGUAAUAAAAAUUAUUUCCGUUUAGAUGGAAGUACUUCGGCUCAAGAGCGAGAGAAGCUAAUAAAUGAAUUCAAUCGGAAUGAUAAUGUUUCACUUUUUUUACUUUCAACAAGAGCUGGUUGCCUUGGCAUUAAUUUGGUGGGUGCCAACCGUAUAGUAGUAAUGGAUGCUUCAUGGAAUCCUUGUCAUGAUGCACAGGCUGUUUGUCGUAUUUAUCGCUAUGGGCAAAAGAAACAGUGCCAUAUUUACAGAUUAGUUACAGACAACAGUUUGGAAAAGCGAAUAUAUGAUCGACAAGUUAAUAAGCAAGGCAUGUCAGAUAGAGUUGUUGAUGAACUGAAUCCUGAGAGUAAUUUCACUUGGAAGGAUGUAACAACACUUAUUCAAGAUGAUGAAGAUGAUAGUCCAGUACAAGAACUUUCUAAAUUUGCAUCCUCUUACUCUGACAAAGUUCUUAAGUACCUAGUGUCUGAAAUGAGCCCAAGCUUGAGUAAAGAGCCUUUUGAGCAUGAAUCUCUCUUAUUAGACCGCAAAGAUUUGAAAUUAACGAAACAAGAAAAAAGACUUGCAAAACAAAGUUAUGAAAUGGCAAAAAGAGCAAAUAUGAUUAACAUACGGACAACAUAUACAUACCUUCCUGCAGGAACUGCUGGUGGUGGACAGUUCAUCAUCAACAACAAGCAAUGUCAGUGGGUUGGUGGCACAACAAUUAGAGUCUUACCCAAUCAAGUUGCUUCAGGAGGAACUAAUGUUCGUUCAGGAACCACUGCUACACCAAUUACAGCCUCUCCUUCACUUAUGAGUAGUUUGUUUAAACAAGGUGUUAUGGUUCAAAAACUAACGAUGCCUUCAAAUGUCAGUAUACCUGUGCUUACACCUGGUGCACCACCUGUUGUCAUACCAGCGGGACAAGAUGUUCUUGUUCUUAGAACACCAAAAGGUGUCUAUCUCCGGUUACCUGAUGGUCGCAUCAUUGCUGUUCAGUUACCACCAAGUCUUUUGGCUAAAACACAGUUUCGACCAAAUGUUGUGACACAUUUCAGACCUGCAACUCCCAAAGGUGGUAAUCAGUCAACUACAGUGAUAAACACUCCUAGAGGUCAAAGCAUUGGGAUCAUAAAGCAGACCUUGCAGUGUGGGGGGACAGUUCGUUACUUAGGACCUAGAAGUGCUGCUGGCAGCUCAUCCCAGACUACUGCUCGAAGUUCUGCACCUGAAGUUAUAGACCUUAGUGAUGAUGAUGAGCCAUCCAUUAGAAAAAAUACUGGUAACUCAAAUACCUCUGCAAAUUCAUCUGAAAGUGAAUCAGGUUGCGGUGAUAUGGAAAAACUUGAAAAUUCUCAAUCACCUAUAAUUUUACCUGGAAAACAAAUAACUAUACGAAAAUUAUCUCCAGCUGUUCAGCAAAAUUCAGUUCAGCUGCCUAGCUCCAAAGAUAAAUGUGAACUUCCUCAGGUACUUACAAAAAACAAACAAAUUACAAUACUGCCAAUUAAUCCUACAAAUCAACAAAACAGACAAAAGUUUGCACCACAGCUGGCACAGCCAGUUAGAGUUCAGCAGAUGUUACUUCAGCCUCAACAAGGAAAACGAAAACCUGUACAAAAAAAUUCUUCAAAGAUUCAGAUGACUCCUUUGCUGGCUGGAAAAAAUAUUCGACCUCAGAUCACUAUUACCCAGCCAACAUCCACCCAUUCAAAUGUGCAUUCUCAAAAAUUGCACCAUCUAAUUCACAAUGCACCCAAAACUAAUGAUAUUUUAGAAAAUAUUGUAAAUGAAGUAAGUGCAUCAUCUCCCACUAAACAAACUUCAGAUUCUCCUAGUAUGCAAAUUACUGAUAGAAAUCAGGCUUCAACUACUGCCACUCAUUUACAGAUGCAAAAUGUACAGCAGAAUCUUCAAAACUGUAAAAAUGUUUCAACAUCACUAUCUGAAUCUGUGAAAACUCAUACUGUUUCUCUCCCUAAAUCUCUAGCAUCACUUACAAACACAUUAAACCCAAAUCUUCAGAUAUCUUCGCAUGAUCCAGAACAAUCAACAGUGCCAGAUUUAUUGCCUCAAAAGUCACUUUUUCAUCAAAAUUCUGCUCUUCAGGGUGUUCCAUCUAUAUCCAGUCUUCAGACUCAGAUUUCACAUAAUACAGUUCAGCCAUCGAGAUCUGUAUCAAAAUCACCUCAACUUUCUAAAACUGAAUCACCGGUUUCACAGAUGAAUGUACAAAUAGCCUCCAAUAUGAAAUCAUCUACACAGCCACAAACUAAAUUUUCGGUAUCACAGACAACAUCUCCAUCUCAAGCUGCCACUCAACAUCUUCAUAAUUCUGUUCAGUCUUCUUUUCAACAAACAAUGGUAUCUCAGUCAAAUGUUCACCAUACGCAACAAAAACAGCAUAGUGAGCAAUCUGUGUCAUUUUCUUCACAUCUGCAUUCUUCAAGCCCAAGGCUAUCUUUGUCCUCAUCACAUCAACCUCAAAAUGCAUCACAAAACCAGCAUAAUGCUCCUCGGAAGAGAAAAUCUGUCAAUAAACAACCAUCAAAAAAGUCUCAGCAUCAGCUUUCACUAAUGACACAGAAUAGUGCAUUACAGCCUCAAGCAGCAGAAGCUGCACAGCAAUUUCUUCAAUCUCAGUUAUCUGAUCAUCAUUUGUCUGAAAAUCAUUUCCCUAACUUUUCACAUCAUAUGUCUAAUUCUGAUUUUCAGGCAUUUUCUAAUUUUUCGUCACACAAGCAGGUUUCUCAUAUACAACAUCCUCAACCCUUGCAUCCACUACAACAUAGUCAAGAACAUUCACUUCCAGCUCACUUGCAGCAUAUGUCUCAUUUGUAUCCUAUGCUUCCACAUUCUACUGGAAGUCCAUCUUUACCAGAUAUACAGCCUCCUGCUCCAAGAGCUUGGCCAGUACCACAGCCGUCAGUGUCUUCAUUACAUCCAUAUAGUCAGUCUUCCCCGUACUAUAGUUCUGGUCAAGAGAGUAGUCAGUUUUCAUUUCAGCCAUCAUCAUUUCCUUUACCUCCAUCAUCUGUUCCAUCUAACUUAAUUCAGUCAGACUGUAAUGUUGCUGCAUCUGAAGGAGAUAAAUCCUCCAGAAUCAACUCAUCUGAUUUGUGACUUUUGUCAGUUUUUAACUGCCACCAGAAAAGAAACAGAGCUUCAUCAGAUUAUUUGGCACAAGAUGUUGAAAGCUGGCACACUUCUGGUUUGUGUGUUUGCGUGUGAUAUUAUGAUGGCAUUUUAUGCAUCAGCUGGAAGUUAAUGAUUUAAAAGACUUAACAGUGGAUGAUUUGCCGAGAGUGAGGUUUUCAUCAGUGAAAAUUAAGGGAGGAAUCUUUUAUGGCUUUUAUAAAAGAAACAUAAUAUUAAAAUUGCUGUAAACGGGUUGACCACAUUCACUUUUCAAUAAUGCCGCAGUGAUGGACAGUGUUGUGUAAAAUGUGGUAACGUAGUAACUGUUUAUCACCAUUGCUAAUGUAUUUUAUCAUUGUGACGUAUGUCAAGGUAUGUGCAUAACAUCUAUCUUAGAGUAGAUUUCUAAUCUCAUAAUUGUUGUUUGUCUUCUUUUUGCCAUCCAAAGGCUUCAGGAUUAAUUUCUGCUUAUUAAAGUACAUGUUUUUUAAUUUAAAAAUAAAUUGAAAUUUAAAAUUUGUUACAGUCAAAAUGUAACCUUCUGAGCAGCAUGGCUUCUGUGAUCUGCUUAUGAAGAGCUGCACUUAGUGAGCAUUUAUAAGGUAGAUUGUAUAAUUAUUUAUUUUACUCUAUUUUACAUCCUUCUGUUCUUUAGAAUGAUAGAUCAUAAAUGAAAAUUAGAAAAAAUAUUUUAUAUGACAAAAUAAUAUGUAUUAGGUGACAACAGAUCACUGAAUCGUGCCACUCAGAUGGUAAACAUUGGUUUGAAAUUUUAAUUUAUCAUGCUUGUAUUAACCUAAUUUUAAGUUUUAUUUGUAAUAUGCUGCCAUCAUCAUUUUGAUUUCAUCUGUUAAGUGAAUUAAAUUUUGAGGGAAGCCCAUAUGUUUCAAAAUUUAAAUUUAAAUUAUUUUUUUAUAUUUGAAUAAGGUUUCAGAAUUAAUCAAGUUUAAAUUUUGUUCUAUUUCAACACGUUACAUGUUUUAACUGUUUCUCUUUAUUAAAAGUUGUAAAAGUUAUAAAUGAAUUUUACUUUAUAGUGUUUCAGGUAUUGCAUUUGGGAGGAAGGGAGUUGACGUUUUGCACAGUUGAAAAGUUUAGAUUUUAGAACUUCUAAUUAGAAUGAAUUUUUGACAUGCUUAAAAUAUCAUAUUUACAUGGGUAUUAUCUCCUUUUUAUACUAAUUUUAUUAUACAAAAAAAAAAAAAGUGAAACAUUUUUCUGAAGUGUUGAUAGAUAAACUAUAAGUAACUAUCCCAGUAUUAUUUGCUUAAAAGAAGCCUACAUAGCAAUGUCAACGUCACAGUAUCUAACAAGAUACCUUCAUUUCUGUUUCCAUGUAUCUUGAAUCUUGUUCACUCUUAUGUUGUUCACUGCUAAUCACUAGGCCUCAGAAAAUAUUUAGUUCUGCUGAGCCUAAUCUCUUAGUUGUUUACUAAAGUUUGCAAGUUGUCACCAUUAUCUUUGUUUUCAUUACCAUUCAUUAUCUUCCCAUGUGUAAUGAUCUUCAGAACUAUGAAAAGUAUUAGAUAUCCCUGUUUUUUUUAUGCUAUUUACUAUUAUUGCUCCAUCAGUCAUAGCCCAUGCAUCCGCAAGAAAAUCAAAGCAAUGGAAGAUCUCUGGAUUUUUUCCAGUUCUAGUAAAGGUGUGUCGAUGACAUUUACUCAUUAUCAAAUUUUAGGAUGUAGUCUUUGAAUGAUUUAUUCACUGUUUAUUGAUCUCCAAUGAUCGCAGAAGUGAUGAAGUUCCUCCUAGAAUGUUGACAGGAAUAGUGUUUGUUCUGCUCAUUUAUUUUUCUACACCUUCCAUGAGAUGAUUACUUCAGCUAUCCAACAGUAAUCAUAAUUUAAUACAAGAGCAUCUGACCACUGUGUUAUGUCAAUAUAAUUUUUAGCCAUUUUAUCAUCAAGCCGGAUAGUAUCAGCUUUUCUCGUGUACCAUACUUAGGAGUACCACUAAAGAGUUUUUAUUUUGGCAACAUCUUCAGUUUAAAGACUCCUUUGUUAGUUUUUAAAUCCUUUUUUUAUAUUUAUAGAACUUGCUUUCUGAUUGCCUUGAGUAAAGGAAAAAUUAGAUGAUUUUUUUUUUUUUUUUUUUUUUUUUUUUUUUAAUUUUACUUUA